AGAAAAGAAAAGAAAGAAUAUGAUUUGGAUUAGGCGCGGCGCGCGCUGGUUUCGCGGUGCUCCUGAAAGACGACUCUGCAAUUUGCGGCUGCUGUCGGUCUCGAUUGCGCGCAAGUGUGCGAGCGAGCAUUGUUGGUGGCGCACCGGGUGGGGGAAGCUGGCGCGCUCUUCUUCUUGCUGCUCGCUCACGCGCCACUCGCACACACGCGACGCGAGCAGCCCGCCGGACGAGCGCAAGGACUCUCACGGCUUGUUUUGCAACAUUUGGGGGGUUUUAAAUGCGCGGCGAUGGGAUUGCUUCCCGUGGAUUUAAAGUGAGCCCAACUUUGCGCAUUUUCACCCAGCGAGGCUGUUCGACGCGCGUCAGGAGAGGAUGAUGCUCGCUGGACUCUAUCUUCUUCUGCCUCUUUUAGAUGUGUUGCACGGGGCCGAGGAGGGUGGACGGGCGUCGCGCAUGGACUGCGUGCGGGCCAGCGAGCAGUGCCUGAAGGAGGCGGCGUGCAGCAGCAAGUACCGCACCAUGCGACAGUGCGGCGCGGGCGCGGGCAAGCAGGGCAACUUCAGCGCCGUGGCGCGGCUCGAGGCUCAGGACGAGUGCCGCAACGCCGUGGACGCGCUCAAGCGGAGCCCGCUGUACAACUGCCGCUGCAAGAGGGGCAUGAAGAAGGAGAAGAAUUGCCUGCGCAUCUACUGGGGCAUCUACCAGACCUUACAAGGUAACGACUUUUUGGAGGAUUCUCCCUACGAGCCCGUCAACGGUCGCUUGUCGGACAUUUUCCGCCUGGCCCCAAUAAUCGAGGGGGCCGAACCUUGGAGCAGCUCAGCCACUUUGUCACCGGCGAGGUGGGGGGGGCGGGCCCGAGGACCUGCGCUGUCCCGGGGGGGCCCCUCCCCAACGGACCUGCAGGACCCCAGUAGAAACAGGAGGGCCCACCCCAACUGGGCCAGACUGGGGGAGCCGGCGGUGGCUCGGGAGAACAACUGCCUGAACGCGGCCAAGGCCUGCAACCUGAACGACACGUGCAAGAAGUACCGCUCGGCCUACAUCAGCCCGUGCACCAGCCGCGUCUCCACCGCCGAAGUUUGCAACAAGAGGAAGUGCCACAAGGCCCUCAGACAGUUCUUCGACAAGGUUCCCCCCAAGCACAGCUACGGGAUGAUGUUCUGCUCGUGCCCACUCAGCGACCAGACGGCGUGCUCGGAGCGCCGGCGUCAGACCAUCGUGCCCGUCUGCUCCUACGAGGAGAAGCAAAAGCCAAACUGUCUGGAGCUGCAGGCCUCGUGCAGGACCAACUACAUCUGCAGGUCGCGUCUGGCCGACUUCUUCGCCAACUGCCAGUCGGAGCCGCGCUCGCUGUCGGGCUGCCUGAAGGAAAACUACGCAGACUGUCUGCUGGCCUACUCGGGUCUCGUCGGCACGGUGAUGACGCCCAACUACCUUCGCUCGCCCAAGAUCAGUGUGUCCCCGUACUGCGACUGCAGCAACAGCGGCAACAACAAGGACGAGUGCGACAGGCUGGCCACCUUCUUCACAGACAACACGUGCCUGCGCAACGCCAUCCAGGCCUUCGGCAACGGUACGGACAUAGGCGUGUGGCAGCCCGUGUCGCCCGCCCAGACCACCGCGACCAUCACGUCGCCGUACCAUCGCAACCGCAACAACAACCUGGACAACCACAUCAACACCGACCCCGGUAUAUACCACUUCUGCGGAAGUCUGCAGGCUCAGAAUUUGAAGUCCAACUCCAGCGUUGACAGCGUCUUCUGCGUGGACCCUCAGAUGGACGGUCCGAGCACGUCCAACGCCGUCGUGAGGAAUUCGUCCGUCCGCCGACGACCCGCCAGGGCGACGUAUCUGCUGCCCCUACUGCUGUGGCUGUGGUACUGCGGCCGUCAUCUUGAAUCCUCACCGAGCGACUUGUAGCCUCGUGGCCAAAAACGUCAGACUGACAAAAUAAAUUUUUUGAAAAAAAAAAAAUGUGAAAUUGUUUCCUUCCUUCUCAGUACUUCCUCACUGUACGAAAUUCCCUCUGGAUCACUUUAGAAUUUUUUUUUUGGGGUUGUUGCUGUUUUUUGUCAUUUUCAGCUGUGAUCGACUUUACGACGUGUGUUCUUCUUUGCGUUGGUCAAGAAAUGCGAGAAGCUUCUGACGUUUUUCCAGUUAAGGUUAGCGUAGCCUGUAUCCUAACGCUAACAUCGCAGAAAGCACACAAAUGUGUCAAAAACCCAUGUUCAAAAAACAGGGAGGGCUGCCAUUUUGUUUUAGUGGCCGUUUUAGCCUUAUUUCCAGCUAUCUUUCCGAGACGAACUUCUCGACUGUAACACCCGCUGGAAUGUUUGAAAAUUCAGUACCUGAAUCCAGUUUCACUUAGCAACUUGAAAUGUUGGCAGGCAUGUCUCUCAAGAGUAGGCCCGCAAAAAAAAGUCUCAAGAACCAAUUCUUGAAAACAUACAGGAAGUCUGCUAUUUUGGCCAUUUUCAGGGGUCAUUCCAAAACAAACCCGUCGUACAGAUUGCAUCCCAUUCCAACCGAAUUUCACGCACGGGCACAGCAUGGUGGUAAAGUUGAAUGAUAAGCUAAGACGCACAGAUUUUUAAAAAAUGCCUUUUUUUGGCUAGCUGAGGGCAGUGUGACUCAUCAAGUAAUUGUACGUACUUGAAGUGGUUCAACCUCAAAGCCACGUUUCAUGUUUUUAUGAAGUUUUUUUUUGUAUUUUCUUGUAUAGUUUUUGUUCUUGGAAAUGAUCCCCACCCCCCACCACAUCUGUCAAGCUUUGUGCUUUAGCAUUAAUAGCGCAUUAGACUCGCAAUUUUAGCUAGCGUGGUUGCUAAAGCUACCACCAUCAAACAGCCAUGAAAUAAAAAAUGUACUUUCUGGAAUGCAGGAAACAUCCAUAUUCAAUAAUAAUAAUAAUCAUUAGAAAAAACUGAUAAUAUAAUGAUAUAAGCCUUGAACGUUAGCCACCCACUGAAUGUCUCUGGUCAGUUAAACUACUACUGGACCUGCCGCUAAAAUAAGCUAAGCUAAAUGACAAAGUCAGAACAUGUUGUGUCACAGGAACAGUUAGCCUCACCGUUAUCAUUGCCAAUGUGUUGUUUUUUUUAUUUAGCGACAAUUCACAAUAAAAAAAAACAAAACAAGCGGGCUACCCACGCUAUCGUUGGCAUUUUGCUAUUAUAAGUACGGCACAACAUGGUGAAAAAUCCAAAGCGUUUUACUCUGAUGGACUCGAAACAAGGAAAAAGUUGGCUCCCAAAAGAGAAACGUUGCCGAAUGCUAACGCUAACGCACAGUUGUAAAUUAGCCAAUGUAAACAUGGUGUUUUUCUUAACUCAGAAAACAGUGAUUUCAUAUUCUUUCAUCAACUAUUUUGACCUGGAAGAUUCUUGUUUUUUUACAUAUAUGUCAUGUAUAUUUUCUCCCGCUCUGUAUGCAAUAUAAACAAUAUUCCAUUCACAUUUGUAAAUGAGAGGAUAGCCAUGUAUCUCCUGUUGUACUUCAAUAUAAGCACAUUUGUUUUCAAUGUUGCUAAAAUAUGACUUUAUUUCUUUCUUGAGACAAAAUUUGACUUAUUUUUCUACAUUUUGAUUGUUUGAUUUGCUUUUUUGAUGUGUUGAAAUGAAUGAAGGCCUCCGCUUGUUUUUAAUAAUAGUGAUGAUAAUAAUAAUAAGACGUGGUUGCUUGGCGGUUGAGGGUUUUAAAAUGGCGUCACCAUGUUUUUGACGCACAAGAAAAAAGAUGGCGAGUUUUCCUCUACUUCAUCUUCUUCAGCUUCCCGCCAUCGUCUUCGCGCUUGUGAAAAAUGUCAAAUCUGUUGUACAAAUAAAUAAAAUACAAAAUAAACAUGAAAAAUGUUCUAUCACCCAAACUGACCGACUUGUGCUCUCUCGCCAAAAAAAUGGCGGUCGCCUUU
Molecule: messenger RNA, 3914 nt
Organism: Phyllopteryx taeniolatus (common seadragon)
Lineage: Eukaryota; Metazoa; Chordata; Actinopteri; Syngnathiformes; Syngnathidae
Gene: gfra1a
Product: gdnf family receptor alpha 1a
Biological process (GO): nervous system development
Cellular component (GO): external side of plasma membrane; signaling receptor complex
Molecular function (GO): signaling receptor activity
Source: RefSeq, a predicted model, not a curated record